This is a messenger RNA of Hydra vulgaris (swiftwater hydra), 1739 nucleotides long. RefSeq names its product protein kinase 4. Lineage: Eukaryota; Metazoa; Cnidaria; Hydrozoa; Anthoathecata; Hydridae. The record is from RefSeq and is a predicted model, not a curated record.
AAAAAGAGUACUGUCAAUGUGUACUCAUGCUUCAUUUAGAAUAUAAUAAAUUAAAUGAAAUUUAAACAGUUGAACUUUUGGAUGAUUGGUUUUAGAUAAGAUUGUUUCAAUUAAAAAAAUGAUAUUACUAAAAAGCACAACACAAGACAAACUGAGUAUGAUGCAUGUUCAUCUUGACAAUGAGAAGUUCUGUAGUGGUCACACGUCAAUUCAGUACUCACCCAAUAUUGUCCGAAAUGAUAUUUUUCACGGUAUUUCUAAGGAAGCACAAAAUGCAACUCAACAAAGUGUUUUGAUGAAAAAUCAAAGAACACACGCUAUUAACGAUAUUCAAUCACAAAUGAUUGCCUCAAAAAUCCCACUUUGUCUUGUUCAAGAUAUUUACGGUAAAUUACAUCAGUUAGUAUAUAUGAUACCUCAAAACCUUUACGAUCAGUUUUCUAGUAACGUUCAAACUGGAAAAAAAGUAACCUUACGGUCACACUAUGAAACUCUGCAAAAUCAAAUAAACAAUAAAAUUAAUACCAGUGAAAGCAAAGAAAGUUACUCUUGUUCGGUAAAUAUCAAAAAUCAGUCAAGUCAACAACAAUUUUUAACACCAGAUCAAACUAAUAAAGAAAAUUAUAGAGCGCAGCAACAUGAAGCUCUAAAUCAUCAGCAUCAAAUUUUAUUACAGCAUCAAAAUCAUCAACAGCAAAUGUUGCAGUAUCAAAUAAUGCAACUUGAAUAUCAAAAGCAACAACACGAACUGCAAAAUCGGCAGCAACAUCAGCAACAAAUUCAGCAUCAACAACAAUUGCAUAUGCCAUAUAGACAACAAUCACCACAAAAUCUUUUGUUAUCGUUUGAGUCUCAAAGCACGGCUCACUCAAAUACGCCAUCUGUACAAAAUAAAGUUAAUCUACAAGAACUGCAAACUUCCCCGAAUCAAAAAGUUCUAGAGCAUCAAGAUCAAGAGUUACAUCUAGAGAUACCGUUGCAACAAAAAUGUUUAAAAGAAAAUGUUAAUUGUGAUGUGAGUUGUAGUCCUAGUUGUAACACUCGUAUUGAAGAAGUUGACUUUUUAGCAGAACUUCAAAAUGGUUUAAAGAAAAAAACACCCGAUAAUAGUUACGAAUUAUUAGUAAACAAAAGUUCCGAUAGAAUACAAUCAAACACGCUUGAUAAAUUAGAUUUGAGUAAAACACCUAAUAAAUCUAACCCGAUAAAUUUUAACCAGGAUAAACCGGAUAACACAAACGAGCAAUCUGUUUGUAACGUUGAUUUGCAAAUAGACAACAGUUUACGAAAAAGAAAAAGUUCAAUCAGAUCUGAUUUUGAGAGUGAAAUCAAGAAAAGUAAUUCAAUUAUUAAUAGCCCAAAAAGUGAUUUUAACGAAAUGUUUGUAAAAAUAUCUCCAACAAGUAAUGAAACAUCAAUAGACAGUAGCGAGACAUCAGAAACUGAUGAAAGUCAAGAUUUACUUUGGAAUUUAUUUAUGGACGAAAUUUCGUCAACAUCAAAUGACUCUGAUAUAUUUAUAUCAGAAGACUUUGACUUUUUUGACAAACAUAAAAGUUUAGAUGAAAGUUUUAACAUGAACUUAAAAGAAUCAAAAGAUUUCUCCAGCAGCUAUAAUAGCAGAGAUGAUUAUAAUAACCGUGAUCACUUUGAUCAGUUUGAUUUGUUUCAGCAUAUACUAAUGUAAAAACACACGGAGAAAAUUUCCAAGCAAAAUACUUAAAUAUUACAAUCUGUUA